UGCUGAGCUGGAGGAACCUGCAGUUUCUGGCCCACCGGCAGCUGUUUGGAGCUCCCCGCCUCCCCCCUUUUCAGGCUGUUGGCUGGCAGGCCAUGUCUUGGAAAGAGAGUGGCAAGAGCCCACCUCCGGGCCUCAUCUGCCACCUGGACCACCUGGUGAUGACUGUGAGAAGCAUCGAAGAGACGGUGGCUUUCUAUUCUCGGGUCCUUGGCAUGGAAGUCGUCACCUUCAAGAGAGACCGCAAGGCCCUGCAUUUCGGGAAGCAGAAGUUCAACCUCCAUGAGGUGGGCAAGGAGUUUGAGCCCAAAGCCCAGAGGCCCAUGCCUGGUUCCCUGGACAUCUGUCUGGUCACUGAGAUGCCCCUGGAGCAGCUGAUGGUGCACCUGAAGGCCUGUGGGGUAAGAAUCGAAGAAGGUCCCGUGGCCAGAACUGGUGCUGUCGGCCCGAUAACAUCCAUCUACUUCCGAGACCCAGAUCAGAACCUGCUGGAGGUCUCCAACUACAGCAGCCCUUUAGAGCAGUGAUUGUUCCCCACUUGCAGUUCUGCAGAGACCACACAAGCAGGGAUACUGGUGCAGGUCUGCAAAUCCAGGCAUGGCUGAAUCAACAGCCUGGUGUCUUCCUACCCCCAACAUGGCUCCUUGGGAAAGAGGGUCAGACUCAGUCGGAAAUGCCCCUGCUAACUGGGCAAAGAGGCACCUUUUAACGUGGCGAUUCUCUUUAUUGAGCAGGGGGAGAGCAACUGGCCCUAUCCACCCCCAACACAGGACCUCCAGUGACUGCUGCUGGUGUCUAUCUUGUGUUUCAUUUUAGAUUAUGAGCCCUUUGGGGACAGGGUUCCAUCUUAUAUUUAUUUAUUAUUUCUCUGUGUAUUGUUUGAUCUAAGUUCGUAAAUAAACAACUAACUAACUAUUUCUCUGUGUAAACCGCCCUGAGCCAUUUUUGGAAGGGCGGUAUAGAAACCAAAUAAAUAAAUAAAUAAAUAAUCCAGUACCGAUCCAAUACUCCUAGGACUCCCAAAAUCUGAUUCUGAUAUUGUCCAUAUCAGAUUGGAUCGAAUACAAUAUUUUAAUGGGUGCACAGCCUUAUUUCCGAUAGCCUAAUCUGAAAUUUUCCAUUACCCCAUCAGAUUUCAACCCUGGGUAAUCUUUUCUGAUGGGUCAUGUUUUCUGACAGGCUAGUCUGAAAUAAUUUCAUUAUGCUGUCCAGUUUCAAUACUGGGUAACCUUAUCUUACAAAUCAUAUUUCCGGAUGGGUAACCUUUUCCGACAGGCUAGUCUGAAAUUUUUCAUUACCCCAUCAGAUUUCAAUUUCACAUAAGCCUUUCUGACUACUAAUAUUUUCUGAUGGACUAAUCUGAAAUAUUUCCAUCACCUGGAGCUUUCCCACACAGGUGCUUUACCUCGAAUCUCCUCCAGAAGGGACGGAGGGUGUUCUCACUACAGAUAGAUUCCUGCUGAAUUCAGUUGGAUGGCUUUGGAAGCAUACACAAAUCGGGCUUUUCCUUCAGGAUUACACUUCAUCCAGGUUUAUAUCUGUGUUCUGUUUUUCAGCUAAAUUUCCUGAAAAAUACGCUGCACUGACAUCAGUCUUUACAUCUACAUGAUAAGAGCAAGUUACAUCUAUGGAAUGCAAAAAUAAAGCUUCCUAACUGCCUUGC
Hemicordylus capensis (graceful crag lizard) is the source of this 1660-nucleotide messenger RNA. RefSeq names its product glyoxalase domain containing 5 (gene GLOD5). The record is from RefSeq and is a predicted model, not a curated record. NCBI's taxonomy places the organism in Eukaryota, Metazoa, Chordata, Lepidosauria, Squamata, Cordylidae. The coding region runs from base 93 to 524 and encodes 143 amino acids. The transcript has 4 exons.